CUGUGAAGCUGCCAUGUCAGCAUUCACUCCUUUGCACGCCAGACUUUGUCCACAAUUUUUUUGAAGUAUUCCAUUAUCACCCUCAAAAAAAAUCUCGCUCUUUCCUUUAUUACCCACUCUUCCUGCCUCCCCUCGCACCUUUCACUCCAUUGCAUGGUCCAAUGGCUCAAUUGCUCUCCCCUGUGUGCACUGAAGCUCUCAAAUUCCAAAACCCAUUAUUUAAUUUGUGCUCGAGAAGUUCAUGGGGCAUGUUAUCAAAGAUCACAACUCCUUGGACUGUGUUGGGUCGUGGUGCCAAGAGAAGAGGCAGUGGCAGAGUCAGGGUCGCUACUGAGGGCUCGCCUUCGACCCAGUCGAUUGCCGAGGAUUAUUAUGGGGUGUUGGGUCUGCUUCCAGAUGCCACACCAGGGCAGAUUAAGAAAGCCUAUUACAAUUGCAUGAAAGCUUGCCAUCCAGAUCUGAGUGGGGAUGAUCCAGAGACCACAAAUUUCUGCAUGUUCAUAAACGAGGUCUAUGCGGUGCUCAGCGACCCUGUGCAGCGCAUGGUUUAUGAUGAAAUUCAUGGCUAUGCUUUGACUGCAGUCAAUCCUUUCCUAGAUGGUUCCAGCCCAAAGGAUCACGCAUUUGUUGAUGAAUUUAGCUGUAUUGGGUGCAAAAAUUGUGCUAAUGUGGCAUCGGAUGUCUUCGCAAUUGAGGAAGACUUUGGGAGAGCCAGAAGGGAGUCCGAGAUGUCCGAGAGUUUGGAUGAGCAGAAGAGGGUGUUUGAGAUGUUUGAGAGUUUGGAUGAGCGGAAGAGGUACACCGGUAUGUGUAGUAUAAUGGUCAUGAGCUUAUUAUAUGGGCUUGACCAUAUGGUCAAAAUAUGUUUAUUGUUUAUAUUUGGCCUUGAAUCCAAUGGUUAUUUUGUGACCGGCGCAACUAUGUUUGAGUGGUGA
This is a messenger RNA of Corylus avellana, 935 nucleotides long. NCBI's taxonomy places the organism in Eukaryota, Viridiplantae, Streptophyta, Magnoliopsida, Fagales, Betulaceae. The record is from RefSeq and is a predicted model, not a curated record.